CCUCUCUCCCCCAACCUUCUCCGUUCCACAUCUCAAAAUGGCCACUCGUAGCGCCGCUCUCAAGGUCGACUGGGCCAAGUUGACCAGCUCCCUCGGACUCCGCGGCCAGACCGCUGCUUCCCUCCAGGCCUUCAAGAAGCGUAACGACGAUGCGCGCCGCAAGGUUCAGAUCCUGUCUGAGCAGGCCCAGACUGUCGACUUCGAGCACUACCGCAAGGUCCUGAAGAACCAGGCCAUCGUCAACGAGAUCGAGAACCACUUCAAGACCUUCAAGCCCGCCACCUACGAUGUCAGCCGCCAGCUGAAGGCCAUCGACGCUUUCGAGGCCCAGGCCGUCAAGGGCGCUGAGGAGACCAAGGGCAAGGUUGAGUCCGAGCUCCGCAGUCUCCAGAAGACCCUCGAGAACAUCGAGACCGCUCGUCCCUUUGAGGACCUCACUGUUGACGAGGUUGCCGCCGCUCAGCCCGAGAUCGACGAGAAGACCGCCUCCCUUGUCUCCAAGGGCAGAUGGAUGCCGGCUGGUUACAAGGAGCGCUUCGGCGACAUGUCCGUUGUUUAAACGGUCACAUCUUUUGUACCUAUUUACGUCUCUCCAUCCUUCGACCAGUAUAAUCACACGAAGUUACCCUUUGUUGUCAAGCAUGUUGGCCAGUUAGGAUACCCUUGCUCUCUGGCAGUGUGAUGUCGGUUGUAGGGUCAUGUAUAGAAACAAUGUUGAAUUUAGAUGGUUCCCUCACCACCGGACCGUUUUUGUAUAUCGGCCCUCGACCGCUAUGUUACGCUCCAUAUCAAGCAGUCGACUAUUUCUACCAUUGAAGGUAUUCAGUACGCACACAUUAAUAUUCGGGGCAAAUAAUCGUAGCAGUUCGCAAGGAAAUUGCGAAUAGUGGGCGCCCAGUGCGUGUUAUCGACAUUAGUCCCAUGCCAACACCAAGGGCAGUCAAGAUGAUAAAAUUAGAUGCCUCUUUAU
Aspergillus vadensis CBS 113365 is the source of this 970-nucleotide messenger RNA. RefSeq names its product F1F0 ATP synthase subunit d. Gene Ontology annotation, biological process: proton motive force-driven ATP synthesis. The coding region runs from base 38 to 559 and encodes 173 amino acids. Lineage: Eukaryota; Fungi; Ascomycota; Eurotiomycetes; Eurotiales; Aspergillaceae. The transcript is spliced from 4 exons. Gene Ontology annotation, molecular function: proton transmembrane transporter activity. The record is from RefSeq and is a predicted model, not a curated record.